UGAAGUGUUAUUUUAAGAAAGCAGAAGCACCAUCAUUUGCACACUUCUGAUAGAUCAUACACCUUAACCUUGAGUUUGUGGCUCUAGUUUUUCAAAAGAAGUGAGGUCAAGAUGAAGAACCAUUUGCUUUUCUGGGGAGUCCUGGUCUUUUUUGUUAAGGCUGUUCUUGUAACAGCCCAAGAUGAAGACAAAGGUACUGUCCUUGUUGACAACAAAUGUAAAUGUGCCCAGGUUACUUCCAGAAUCAUCCCUUCUCCAGAAGAUCCUAAUCAGGACAUUGUGGAGCGAAACAUCCGAAUAAUUGUUCCUCUGGGCAACAGGGAGAAUAUCUCUGAUCCCACCUCACCAUUGAGAACUAAAUUUGUGUAUCAUUUGUCUGACCUCUGUAAAAAAUGUGAUCUUACGGAAGUGGAGCUGGAUAAUCAGAUAGUUACUGCUACCCAGAGCAAUAUCUGUGAUGAAGACAGUGCCACAGAGACCUGUUACACUUAUGAUAGAAAUAAGUGCUACACAACUAUGGUCCCACUUAUAUUUGGUGGUAAGACCAAAAUGGUGCAAACAGCUUUGACCCCGGAUUCCUGCUAUCCUGACUAGCCAUCACUGACUGUAUAGUCUUUAUCUUGAAUGGCUCUCCAUUUUAAUUCAGAAAGUUAAUGUGUAUGCUACCAGUGAAUUUGAAAUCAAGAUUUCUUUUUUUGGAUGAUGAAAAAUGAUCUUUUCCCUCCAAAUAAUUGAAAUAGUAACAUCAUUAUCUUCAUUAGGUAAUUACUUCUCAAAUAUAUGUUCAUAUUCUGCUAUCCAUCAGUUAUGCUUGCCUGAAGGGGUGGUAUGUUUCCUUAAGAAUAAAGUUUCUAACAUUUAAAAAUACAGGGAGUGGGAGAAAGUAAAACUCAAAUAAUUAAAAAAAAAAAGUAAAAAUUUGGAGGCAUAAUUAAAUGUUGCCUUUUAAAAUUUUUUGGCUUUGCCUUGGAGAGCCAGAGCUUUUGCGUUCUAUACUAUUUCCUUUUUAAAAGUUUCACUGUGUAGAGAAAAUAUAUUUGUAAACAUAAAUCAAUUAUAGGUCUUCAUUAGGAAGAUAAUAAUUGAAAAACAUGUUUGGAACCAUUUAUAAAAAUAAUUUAACUUAAAGGGAUAUAACUAAAUACAUAAUUUAAAACUAUGUUUUGACAUAACACAGAUUUGAAAGCAGAAGAUGGAUAUUUUUCUUUUUUGAUAAAAUUAUUUUUGGUCAGUUUAGUAUAAGAAAUUCCCACUGGAAAUCAUUUAUAUUGUAACUAAUGAAAUAUGUAUUCCAAAAUAUGUAUUCUCUAUCACAGUUUGAACAAUUAAAUAGAUUCCUAAGCAUA
Tupaia belangeri chinensis (Chinese tree shrew) is the source of this 1346-nucleotide messenger RNA. RefSeq names its product joining chain of multimeric IgA and IgM (gene JCHAIN). The transcript is spliced from 4 exons. NCBI's taxonomy places the organism in Eukaryota, Metazoa, Chordata, Mammalia, Scandentia, Tupaiidae. Gene Ontology annotation, molecular function: immunoglobulin receptor binding. Gene Ontology annotation, cellular component: pentameric IgM immunoglobulin complex. Gene Ontology annotation, biological process: humoral immune response. The coding region runs from base 112 to 594 and encodes 160 amino acids. The record is from RefSeq and is a predicted model, not a curated record.